AUGUCGUCCCAAGAUACAUCCCAAGAUUCACAACUCUCCACUCAAUCCUCCCCUUCCACAUCCACAUCCACAUCGCCAUUGCGCAGAACAAUGUCCGUCACCCAGACCUACUACCUCGCCCACACGGCGCGAGGCAAGCUAUCCACCGAGGCCUCCCGUCCAGAUCACAACCUCCGUCUCCUCGUCGGCCAUGCCAACCUGCUCGAUUCCUUAAUGCUCGACCUUGCCGAAGCCGAGCAGGAACAGGAAAUCUGGUUCAACCAAUCCGUUAAGAAAGCCACCCGCACCGAAGAGCCCAGGCACAUCCAAUGGGCGGAUUCCGUAGUCGAGGAUCCUGCCGACGAUUGGCAAGCUGAGGAUGCCGAUUCGUCAGACUCCGACAGCGACUACGAUUCGGAUGAGGACGUCGAGAUGGAGGCCGACAUGGUCCCUUUACAGCGCGUCCCAUCCGCCAGCAUCAUCACAUCAUACACCGAGGUCGAGGAGGUCUACGACGAAGAUGAGGAGGAGGACCUCGAAGGCCUCGCAUUACACCUCACACAAUCACAUUCCACAUCAUCACCACCACCCGAAUUAGAUCACGACUCGGACGAGUCAUCAGAAGACGAAUCCAUGCCUCCCUCUCCCUCCGCAGACCCUUUACCCUCGUUCUCAGAGAAGCAACGACAACAAAUCGCAACGACCGGCUACUACUCGAAUCCCCAACCCUCAUCCUCGAUACCCCCGUCCGAGAAGCAAGCCUUCUUCGCUGAAGGUCUCUACUUGCCUCCGCGGACAGGGCCGGGCUUAAUCAGCACCAUCAGCGUGUUCUAAGCCUUCUUCGAUUCGAGACCUGCACGCGUAUACCGAAGCCUCGCGCUUCUGCGUCCGACAUGUCUCCGGGUUAUAAGGCGGGGGACGCGUAUACUGAAGCCGCGACAGCUUCUGCGCCCCCGGUCUUUUGUCAGUUUUCGAGUUACAGCACUUCAGUUCAGCGAUUUGAGCGAUUCUCAGCGGGCAUUAGGGUCGGCGUUUAAAAGAUACACUUUUUUAUUAUAUCAUAUAUCAUUUCAUUGGUGGCUUCGGGAACAGGAUUCACAGUACACCCACAUAUGCUCAUACAUGGCGAAGGAAGGAUAUCACGGAGGGAAUAUCAAUAUCAACCACGCUACUCAUGCGGAGCAUUGGAGUUACGGAUGGUGGAUUUAUUACUCUCUUAAUGCGGGAUGGAGCAUCAUGUGUCUACUUGGGAUAUUAUUUGCUAGGGUAUAGAAAACCAAUGC
Amorphotheca resinae ATCC 22711 is the source of this 1262-nucleotide messenger RNA. RefSeq lists its product as hypothetical. The record is from RefSeq and is a predicted model, not a curated record. Lineage: Eukaryota; Fungi; Ascomycota; Leotiomycetes; Helotiales; Amorphothecaceae. The transcript has a single exon. The coding region runs from base 1 to 813 and encodes 270 amino acids.